AUGUCUCGUGAUAAGCUCGUCGAAAAGAAGUCCGCUCUGGAUGCUCUCGUCAGCUGCGUUAAACCAGGAGGCCUUUUACUCCUGGGGGACGGCGGCGGAUCCAUCUUCGACGAACACAAGAAGCCUAUACCACCCGCAGGGGGUGAUGCACCUUCGUCGCAAUACAGCUGGUUAUCUCGAUACCUGCUCACAAUCGUGUCAAACAUCGGCGACGGGAACUCCGAUAUAGAGCCAGAGAAACACUACCUCCUCCGUACUGUCAAGACGAUGCUUCAAGACACCAUGCUCUUCUCGGAAGUGGGUUACUGCGAAUUCUUCGCCCCAAUAGGAUGGGACGGGAACGGUAUGGAGAACGGGCACGAACUGGGGGAGAUUAUGAGGAGUAAUCACAUGGCGCUGUUGGACAUGCGCAGGCCGCUGCUGGUCAAGUAUGGGUUUCCGGAGGAGCAAGUGGAACAUUGGGCCGCGGAGGCGAGAAAGGAGAUGGACGACCCUAGUAAACGACGCUAUGCCAGAUGGAUAUCGCUUUGGGCGUUCAGAUCCAGAUGCGAGGACCAAGUAGAUACGUAUGUACUCAGAGAUGCCAGUAAUGAUUGGGAAAGAUUGACCCUACGUUCGGGUUGGACGUGGUCAUUUCGCUCGGAUCAAGACGCCGAUUCUUUCCUCAUGGACGUCGAAAACAACCCAGAGACUAUUCCUCGCAGGCCCGGCAAACGCCCAGCGACCGAGGCGGAUGAUGAGCCCUCGUCUAAGAAAACCAAGGUUGAUGGAGCAGACGUGAAGCCAGCACAACCCCCGAGGCGUCCUUUCGACACGCUGCCCCUUGAACUUCUUGCAGAGAUCUUGUCAUACACAUCCUCUCCCCGGGACAUACUCGCAGUGGCGAGAUGCAGCAAGGUGCUUUGCGACACCCUUGUCCAAAACCCCGCGACGGUUUACAUCUGGCGCAAAGCGCGAGCUAGAGCUCAACCGGAGCCCAUACCGGACCCAACUCCUAACUUCCACGAAGCGGCAUAUGCUGCGUUCAUAUACGACCCUGGAAUAUGCUACGUUUGCGGCGCGUUCACGAAGAAAAUGUACGAGUCCUUUUCACUCAGGGUUCGCUUGUGCAACUCCGCGAAAUGCAUCCAUAAAUACAGAGACCAAUACCUUAUGUCAGUGUACAUGGCAGAACCUUACCUGGAAUGGCUUCUCGCCGCCGAGUGUCAUCCCAGUGCACUAUCCGCCAGCCAGUACUGGCCGGAUACGAGGAAACGUUACCUUCGGAGUCAACAUGACGAGGCGAGAGACUACUACAACAAAGCUCAGCUCUCGCCGAACAAGGAGGAGCUUCUCAAGGCCAAAUCCGUUGUAGCUAGCAGAAUAUCUCGGAUCAUGACGCAUGCCGUUUCUCUGGUCAAGUGGUCCGAAAAGUGGCAGAAGAAAUAUGAUAGCGCCAAGGGAGCUUUGGGAGCCUUACGCGACCUUUUCGCGGCCCGAGAGGGAUGGAAUCAAUGGGACUUGCACAACAGCGAGACAUAUGGCGCGCUGGAAAGGAGUCGUAUGGUUACAUUCGAGACUAUAUCCGAGUUCGACUUUGCCACCUUGAAACAGGCCAUUCAGGCAGACAUGACCAAGAUAUCCGAGCGCCGCGAGCGUCAAAAAGCUGAAGAACUUCGUCGGAAACGGCGUAAUGAGAUCGCCAAGUUUCACCAACGUAUACAGUCGCAAGGAGAGCGGAACAUGCCUUCCCUUUCCGAGUUUCGGAAGCUGCCUGCCGUCAGCGCACUGCAAGGCAAUCCGUCGAUCAACCUGAAAGCAACAUUGAAACAGGACGACGAUCCCAUUGCAGCUGUCAUGGGCGAUAUCCAGAAGUGGCGUGACGCGCUGCGCGCGACACUCGCCGCGAGACUGGGCUAUCCCGAGUACCAGUCGACGUCGCAGAACGUGCUCCACCCGGUGGACCGGGUCACGGCAAGAUUCGUUUGCACCGUUUGCCGCACGACGUCCCGAAAAUACGACGCGGACGGGUGCCUCGAUUUUGCCGGGGUAUGUGGGCACGAGUGCCGGGGAUUAGACGAGAAGAAGAGGAAACACCAAUGGAAUGCCGAUAAUUUCAUCCCGCAGCGACAGGUCAUCGAUGUGAUCGCCCAAGCGUAUUCGCUACUCGGCCUCAAACCUGACGAUCCGGAAUGUAAAGCCCAGCUCAGUGGCAUAGGAGCUCGCAUCCGGUGUCUCUCCUGCAAAGCGGUCAUUCUGAUGGACUUCCAAUCCAUGAUUGGUCACUCCGGGCGGCAUGAGACGAUGGAGAUAACUAUUAUCUCCCGCGAAGAGGCCGACCUCGUCUUGACCCAACCAUUGGAGUUAGGGCUGACGCAGAGACUGUUCACCCCGAGCAUCGGCGCAAAGAAAGAGCAUCGUCACAAGGUGUACGGAUGCCGCCACUGCAUCCAGCAUCCCGCCCCUUCGACGAGUCCAGAUGUCAACAUCGCGUCUGAUGCCCCUGGCGGUACGGUCCUCCUCGCCUCAAAUGGCGACGCUGGGUCGUCGGCUGGCUCCACCGAGCGCGUCACGAGUGCCCCGCGGGUCGCCAAAAGCAGGCCAGUCGCUGCCAGCAACGUGAGAUUGUGGGAUUUGAACGCGCUUCGGUCGCAUGUAAAGGCGAAACAUGGGGUAGCGUUACCGAGAGACGAGGACGUGUUCCGGGUCGUCGUUUGAGGAGAUACGGGUUGAAUGGUUACGAGGCUUUAUGUAUGACCCGCUCACGGGUAUUUGUCUGCUUGUUUCCGAUGUAUAUCCCUCUCGAGGCCGCACUGAACAAGUUCC
Punctularia strigosozonata HHB-11173 SS5 is the source of this 2805-nucleotide messenger RNA. RefSeq lists its product as uncharacterized. NCBI's taxonomy places the organism in Eukaryota, Fungi, Basidiomycota, Agaricomycetes, Corticiales, Punctulariaceae. The transcript is spliced from 16 exons. The record is from RefSeq and is a predicted model, not a curated record. Gene Ontology annotation, molecular function: protein binding. Bases 1 to 2697 code for a protein of 898 amino acids.